UGGCGGUAUUAACAGUAACUAAAGUUUUUCGCGGUAUAAAGAGUUUUGUUGUCUCGUUGUUAAUUUCAAAAAAUGCCAUAUAUCUAUUUAACGAUGUAAAAAAGUUAUUAGUUAUUUAUUCGCGUCUGCUAACAAAAAUUAUAUUAAAAAAAAGAGACAACGUUGAUUGAAUGCUUUGAAAAUUUAGUAAGAUUGUUUUGUCAUAAACAACUGCAUGGAUAUAUCUACUGAUUGUUCCAAACUAAAGUGAAAUGGCUGAUUUUUUUGGUAUCGUGUUUCUCCGAUUCUGUUUUCAAUAACACUAUUUUUGAAUGAAUGAGCAUGUCGGUUCAAGUCUUGAGGUAAAUGGUUUGUUAUCAAAUCAAAGAUGUGUACGACAGAAAAUUCGAGCGUCGAGUUGCCAUCAGUUGAGAGUUCUGAUACAAUGAGUAACAUCCUUCUUCCUUGCACGUGUUUGGAACUGCAAUGGUUUUUUCUUCAUGCACAGCAACUUUAAGAGGUACAAGGAAUUUGUACACUUUGAUUUUUUUCUGAUUGUUUCAUUAACUCGUUUUGAAAUAUAAUUUUAAAAAAUUGAUGAAUUUUACAAUUGAAUUUGUUCAACAGAGUAGUACAGAAGAUUCAUUUGAGUCCGUUGGGGACAAGUCUUUGUUGAUAAACAAACCAAUACACACAACGAGAAACGGGGAUGGUUUUAUUGAAAUGCCGAAAAUGCCUUGCAAUCAAGAAGACUCACCAGAUGUAACCUGGCCCAAGAGAAGAGUAUUCAGAAAUUUUAUUGGUUCAGAUAGUGAGGAUGAAUUUGAAGUUAAAACUGGUUCUCAGGGGUCUGAUACAGCCUUGAGUUUCAGCAAGAACGAGAGUUCAACAAAGACAUUUGCGAACAAUAAAAAUCCCGAUAAUUCUCGAGCUAAAAAAAGUCCCUUGAUAAAAAACAAAUCUGGAAGCAAGGCUUCUUUACCCAAUGAGUCUCCGUACUUGGACGACUCCGACGAUGCUUUUCAAAAGUCAGUCGUUAAGUCAUCACCAUUGAAACGCGUCUCUAGUAACUCACGAAGCAGCAUAAUAUCUAUUGAAUCGGACAGUAGUAACUCGCCAUUCAAAAGUCCACAAAAAACACCGACUAAAAAGUGGCGAGGACCAGAUUAUAAAUUAAACCUGAAGCCAUUGGGCAUCGACAGCCAGCUCAAACCAUGGAUCGAAUCAAUGAGAAAAAAGCCUGUCAUGCUGUCAACGCCUGGGAACAACCAGCUAACGGAGCACUGCCAACAUUUGAAAAAUCUUCAACUAGAGAUUUUAGAAAAAUUUGCUAUUGCUUUUGAAAAUAUUCCUGUACCUGUAUUAGAACAAUUUCCAAAAUUCGAUGCCGAUACGUUCGGUCGAUUGAAGACAUUGAAUAAACAUGUACAGGCCAAAAUAAAACGAACCGAAAAAUUGAUCGCAGAAUCAAAUAAAAUACAGUCACUGAAUAAAUCUAUCGAUUCGGAAUUUCCCGAUGACCUCGAUGAAUAUGUACCGCUGCCAGCCAGACUGGAAAAUACAGUGGCAUUCAAAAGUCAUUCAAAAGUUCGUCCGCUUAUUGGCAAGAGUGAACACGAUGACAAAGAUGAACCACUACCAUCGACAAGUUCAGGUAAUGGAAUAUCCUCGUAUUUCCAGCAAUCGAAACUCCCCGAAUCUUCGAAAAUUUUACAAAAUCGAAGUGACAAAGAAGAAAGUAUACGUGAAAACUCGAACAUCACCCCAAAAAUAGAAAGCACUACGAGUAAAGUCCAACAAAAUUCAAAAGACACGCCGGAUAUUACAUCACCGAUGCAACCAAAACGAAGUACUUUCCAAUUAAAAAGACCAAUGAAAGCUGCCAUUUCGACGAACGUUACCAAAAUAAUUGAUGAGAUAUUGGAACGACAUCCACCACUCAAGUCUUCACCGAUAGAAAACAAAUCAUCACCGAGCCAAGCGCCCACUGAAAUAAAGUCAUCUCCGAUGGAAAACAAACUUUCACCUAUGAGACGAAAAACAUCGACAACAGAAACGUCACCACUCGCUUCUUCACCGCCAAAUUACUCCGAACCGCCAAUAGAAAUGACCGAUAUCGACGACGAGAUUGAAGACGACGAAGACGAUGAAUCAUAUCGGUUACCCAUAAAAACAACGAAACCUUCCACCACAACAACCGAUCCCGAUCCAUGGGUCGAUCUUGACGACAAUUUUGAAUCUGAAGAUUUCACUUUGUCGUCCCAACAAAUUGAGCCUUCAAUAUCUCAAGAAUUCAAAAGUUUCAGCGAUUUUCUGGGUCCCUCAACUUCGACGAAGAAAAGUAAUUCGACCGAUUCACCAGCUAAUGUCAAAUCAAAAUCAGACCAAUAUGCUUUUGAGAUCGGCAAUUUCACUGGAAAUUAUAAGAACGAUGGUGUUAGCGGUGAAUUCGAUGGAACCAAUUACCCACAUUCAGCGGAAAUGUUGAAAAUAUUUCGACGAACUUUUGGUCUUUAUUCAUUUCGACCGAAUCAACUACAAGCUAUAAAUGCUAUUUUGCUAUCUUACGAUUGCUUUAUACUGAUGCCAACUGGGGGAGGAAAAUCUCUUUGUUAUCAACUACCAGCUCUCAUUACACCAGGCCUCACGAUCGUGAUUUCACCUCUGAAAAGUCUUAUCAUCGAUCAAGUUCAAAAGCUCACGUCUUUGGAUAUCCCUGCCGCUCAUAUGUCAGGAAACAUCACGGAUAAACAGUCCGAUGCAAUAUAUCGCGAGUUGUCCAAAGAAAGUCCUGCUCUGAGGCUCUUGUACGUGACGCCUGAGAAAAUUUCAGCCUCGCAAAAGCUUUGUGGUGUUAUGAUGAGGCUCUACGAGAGAGGUCUUCUCGCAAGAUUCAUCAUUGACGAAGCUCAUUGCGUCAGUCAGUGGGGACACGAUUUUAGACCUGAUUAUAAAAGGUUAAAAGUAUUGAGAGACAAUUAUCCGGGAGUUCCAACCGUCGCUUUGACAGCGACUGCAACACCUCGAGUGCGAACUGAUAUUUUGCAUCAGUUGAGCAUGACAAAUCCAAAGUGGUUCCUCAGCAGCUUCAAUAGGCCGAAUCUUAGAUACAGCGUUAUUUCGAAAAAAGGGAAAAAUUGCGCGGACGAAGUGAUUGCUAUGAUUAAAACAAGAUGGAAAAAUGAGUGCGGCAUUGUUUAUUGUCUCUCGCGAAAAGACUGCGAUGAUUACUCAGCCCAAAUGAGAGCCAACGGACUUAAAGUGCUUAGUUACCACGCUGGUCUUUCGGACAAUCAGCGCUCCGAUGCUCAAGGCAGAUGGAUUUCCGAAGAGAUCAAAGUAGUGUGUGCGACGAUAGCUUUUGGAAUGGGAAUCGAUAAGCCGAACGUGAGGUUCGUCAUCCACGCUGCGAUACCAAAAUCGAUCGAGGGUUAUUAUCAAGAGAGUGGUCGCGCUGGCCGUGACGGUGAUCUCGCCGAAUGUAUUCUCUUUUACAGCUACGCGGACGUAUUUCGAAUGAGAAAAAUGAUCGAGAUGGACAGAACUGCGGGUCCUGACGUUAUUAAAACGCAUAUCGAUAAUCUCAUGAAAAUGGUUUCCUUCGCGGAGAAUCAAACGGAUUGCAGAAGGACACAACAGUUGAAUUAUUUCGGUGAAAUUUUCAGCAAGGACAAGUGCAUUGCGAACAAGGCAACGGCUUGCGAUAAUUGUCGAUGCAAGGACGAUUUUGAAAUGGUCGACGUGACCGCGGACACCAAAGCGAUCCUUAACGCUGUACGAGACAUCAACAGAAGUCGCAAGUGCAAUUUGACACUGCUUUAUCUCACGGACAUUUACAAGGGUAGUAAUCUCCAGAAAAUAAGAGACGCUGGUCUCACAAACAGCCCGAUUUACGGUCGAGGAAAAGCUUGGAACAAAAUUGACAUCGAACGGCUGCUUCACAAACUCGUGAUUGAUGAAUUACUCCAAGAGGACAUGUACAUCAAGAACGAAAUGGCCUGUGGGUACAUCAAAAUUGGUCCCAAAGCCCUGGACUUCAUGAGAUCAAAUGACACCAAGAUACUAUUCUCGAUGCGAUCUUCAGCGAGCAGCUCAACGGGUGUCGCAACUGUGUCCUCGGAAGCACAGCCGGUGAAUAAAAUAAUGAAGGAGUUGCAAGACAAGUGUUACGGAGAAUUGAUAGAAAUCGUGAAGGGCAUUGCGGGAGCUCUUGACGUGUCAGCGUCGUCGAUCAUGAACAUGAUCGCGAUACGGGCAAUGAGUCAACAACUGCCAGAAUCGGAAGAAGCCAUGUUGAAAAUUCCUCACGUUACAAAAGCUAAUUUCGAAAAAUACGGAAAAGCUUUGCUCGACAUAACUCAAAAAUACGCAGCUGAAAAAUUGAUUUUGUUGAACGAAGGAACCGAGGAGGAAGAAGCAGAAGACACGAAUACGUGGAUUGAUGCCAAAACUUCGCCGAAGCGUUCACGAACAAGAGGUCGCGGUACAAAGCGCAAAACUUCAAGUUAUCGGGGUGGCAGUGCUAAGAGGCACCGAGGAAGUUACGGGUUAGCAAAAACAUCAAUUUCAGUGAAAAAUAUUCGAUUAUCAGUAAAAUGUUGUUUUAUAAAAAUGAUCAAUUUACAGUGGUCAGUGGACGAGGGGAGCAGCGUCGUCUCGCUCCGGCAGGGGCCGUGCUGUGACGAAAAGUCGAACGGGACUCGUUGAUUUUACUCAAAAAAAAGAUUUCCAAUCGGAUCCUCAUAGAUUUGGUCAUAUAGGAUUGUGAGGUAUAUCUGUUGCGUUUACUUGUAACCAAUGAGGAAUUCAGGCCCAGCUCUAUGUGCUCAGUUUUCAUCGUUCCCUCGUACUAAAGAGAAAACAAGUUUUUAUUUCACGUUUUGUGUUUUUUUUCGUUACGGUCGUUUUCUUGUUUCAUCCGUUAGUUUUCGUCACUUGUUAUGAGCAGCAUUCCUGGGAUUUUUUCGAAACAUGUACAUACAGCGUUAAACUAAAAUAAAUACUUCUUUUUAUA
Venturia canescens is the source of this 4993-nucleotide messenger RNA. It is a transcript of the gene Blm, whose product is annotated as Bloom syndrome helicase. The coding region runs from base 577 to 4686 and encodes 1369 amino acids. Gene Ontology annotation, cellular component: cytoplasm; chromosome; nucleus. Gene Ontology annotation, molecular function: nucleic acid binding; 3'-5' DNA helicase activity; ATP binding. The record is from RefSeq and is a predicted model, not a curated record. The transcript has 10 exons. NCBI's taxonomy places the organism in Eukaryota, Metazoa, Arthropoda, Insecta, Hymenoptera, Ichneumonidae. Gene Ontology annotation, biological process: double-strand break repair via homologous recombination; DNA replication.